AUGCGAACGCCGAGAACGACGAGGAGAAAAUUCCACACAUCAAUAUUUAACCAACCAGAACGGUAUGAAACGAGCACACUUUCAAAUUUGGUCAUUGGCCCAGAUACAACAGUUAUAUAUCAAGGAUUCACAGGCAAAGCUGCUACAGUCAAUGCACAAGAAAGUAUUGCAUAUGGCACGAAGGUAGUAGGGGGUGUCUCACCAGGGAAAGGUGGAAGGCAGCAUUUGGGCCUGCCUGUAUUUGACAGUGUUCGAGAAGCAAUGGAGAAAGUCAAACCUCACGCAAGUUCCGUUUUCGUACCCGCCAUCUUUGCAGCCAAUGCGAUCAUCGAAGCCAUCGAGGCCGAAGUCCCACUAGUUGUGUCAGUCGCCGAACACAUUCCUGUACAUGACAUGCUAAGAGUCCAGGAGGUUCUUCGUACGCAGACGAAGACCAGGCUGGUCGGUCCAAACUGCCCGGGAAUCAUAGCUCCUGAGCAAUGUCGUAUUGGAAUAAUGCCCUACAAACAGUAUAGAAAGGGAAUCGUGGGUAUCGUGUCAAAGAGUGGCACGCUGAGUUAUGAAGCUGUUGGAUCAACGACGCUGGCAGGGCUUGGGCAGAGCCUUGUAGUUGGCAUGGGUGGUGAUAUGCUUCCCGGAACAACUCUUGUUGAUGGUCUUAGAGUGUUUUUCGACCACGAAGAAACUGAGGGCAUUAUUGUGAUAGGGGAGAUUGGCGGCACAGCUGAAUUCGAAGCUGCAGAGGUCAUUGCGAAAUAUAUCAAAUCAACUCCAAAUCCGAAACCAAUCGUCGCAAUGGUUGCAGGACAGACCGCACCCAAGGGAAAGACAAUGGGCCAUGCUGGCGCAUUACUGGCACCGGGAGAGCAAGGAGCCGCUGCAAAGGUCAGGGCGUUCGAGGAAGCAGGUGCAGUAGUAGUUCCCCAUCCUGGGCUCAUGGGAACAGAGAUGAGCCGGCUUUUAAACAGACAAUCUUUUUAA
Amorphotheca resinae ATCC 22711 is the source of this 981-nucleotide messenger RNA. RefSeq lists its product as hypothetical. The record is from RefSeq and is a predicted model, not a curated record. Bases 1 to 981 code for a protein of 326 amino acids. Gene Ontology annotation, cellular component: succinate-CoA ligase complex (ADP-forming); mitochondrion. Gene Ontology annotation, molecular function: succinate-CoA ligase (GDP-forming) activity; succinate-CoA ligase (ADP-forming) activity. NCBI's taxonomy places the organism in Eukaryota, Fungi, Ascomycota, Leotiomycetes, Helotiales, Amorphothecaceae. Gene Ontology annotation, biological process: tricarboxylic acid cycle. The transcript has 4 exons.